Messenger RNA from Cooperia oncophora, 834 nucleotides. NCBI's taxonomy places the organism in Eukaryota, Metazoa, Nematoda, Chromadorea, Rhabditida, Trichostrongylidae. The record is from the annotation of a GenBank genome assembly.
AUGUCUCUUGACACUGUGAGAAGAUGGUACCGAAGAUUUCGACAUGGCUAUGAAUCUGUGGACUAUCGAAAAAAAGGACCGGUCAAAGUCGACGACGAUCUUUUGGAGGAAAUGGCCAACACCAAAAUGUCAGCUUCAGAGAUGGCGAAAUUUUUCGGUGUUCAAAUUGCGACGAUCAAUAUGCAUUUAAAGAAUAUUUCACAAGGCCGAAAAACAACGUUUCUCAAUCGACAGAAGUUACGAGAUCGUUUAUCAAUUGACCAUGAUUGCUUGAUUGGAUACAUAGAUGGUGAGGUGAUUGGACACAUAGAUGAAACGGAAGCGGCUUAUAGUCCAGAGGGAACGAGUACGCAUAGUACAAUGGAUGGCGAACAACUUUCCAACCAUUCCUCCGAAUUUUCAUAUGAAUCAUCACAACCAGUAGACUUUUCACCGCCCUCGACGAGCGAAUCUCUACCGCUCCUAAGGGAAAAACCAGAGUCGGAAAGUGGUAGCUCGGUUUCGUGUUUUACAGUGUCAGAACAAGCACGAACGGUCGUUGUUGUAUCUCCAACUGACGACAAAAAGCCGGAUGUGAACAAAGACCCGAAAGUAGACCGUGUCGUACAUCCUGUCAAAUGUGAAAGGCCCAAAGCUAGAAAAUCGUACACAGCUGAAUAUAAGCUGAAUGUGAUCAACCAUGUCAAAUUAUUCGGAACAAGUGCUGCAGCAAAUGACUUUGGACUGCAUCGGCGGAUGAUUCAGAGAUGGAAGGCGAUGGAAGAGAAACUGUCCCGGACCAACCGCUCGAGGCGAGCAUUCCGAGGAGGCGGUGCCACUCAGUGGUCAGUGUGA